AUGAAGUUUGAACUGUUUCAAAAAUAUUCCUCCCCGGACACUGUCUUAUCCUUCGUGCUAAGGCUUUUGCAUAUCGUGGGCAUGAAUGGGACAGGAUUUCGGUCGCGAAUUCGAGUUGGUGGCAUUUUUCUGUUCUAUUUAAUCUUUCUUGUGAUACCGCCACUAACGGGCGGGUACACCAAUGGUCACCAGCGUGUACGCGCCAGUGUGGAAUUCCUGUUUAAUUGCAACAUUUACGGCGGCAGUAUGUUCUUUGCCUACGAUGUAUCCACUUUCCAAGCGUUCAUCCAGGAACUGAAGAGCCUUUCGGUUUUGGUAUGCUCACAUUCGUACAGACUAAAGUAUAAGCUGACCCGGUUCAACCGUCGAGCAGAUAUUAUCGCCAAAGUGCAAACGACCUGCAUGGGUGCUGUAACGCUUUUCUACUGGAUUGCACCGAUACCUUCCAUCUGUGCGCACUACUACAGGUUGACCAAUUCCACCGAACCCGUGCGGUUUGUGCAACAUUUGGAGGUGAAGUUCUAUUGGCUCGAGAAUCGCACCUCGGUCGAGGACUACAUAACCUUCGUGCUGAUCAUGCUAGCCGUCGUGGUUAUGUGUGGUUACGUAUGCAAUUUGAAGGUGAUGACCAUCUGCUGCAGCAUUGGACACUGUACACUGUACACCAGGCUGACUAUAGAGAUGGUAGAGCAGUUGGAAAGCAUGGCAUCAGCGGAACGAACUGCCAGCGCCAUACGCAACGUGGGGCAGAUGCACAGUGGUUUACUGAAAUGCAUUAGGCUUUUGAACACGUCAAUCCGAUCGAUGCUGAUGCUGCAGUGGUUGACCUGCGUGUUAAACUGGAGCAUUUCUCUCAUCUAUCUAACGAACGUGGGCAUCUCGCUACAAUCGGUUACCGUAGUGGUAAUGUUUUUUCUUGCCACUGCGGAAACUUUCCUGUAUUGUUUACUCGGGACGCGGCUUGCGACACAACAGCAGCUGCUGGAGCACGCACUCUAUGCUACACGGUGGUACAACUACCCAAUAGCCUUUCGCAGCAGCAUUAGGAUGAUGUUGAGACAGUCGCAAAGGCAUGCACACAUAACGGUGGGGAAGUUUUUUCGCGUUAAUUUGGAAGAAUUUAGCAGGAUUGUCAACUUAUCCUACUCUGCUUACGUCGUACUUAAGGAUGUAAUAAAGAUGGAUGUACAGUGAAUGUUUUUUUUUGGGCUUGGCAACGAAUGAAGUUUUCCGAAUCUAUAUUAGAUCUAGAAUUU
Anopheles arabiensis is the source of this 1256-nucleotide messenger RNA. RefSeq names its product odorant receptor 94a-like. NCBI's taxonomy places the organism in Eukaryota, Metazoa, Arthropoda, Insecta, Diptera, Culicidae. Gene Ontology annotation, molecular function: olfactory receptor activity; odorant binding. Gene Ontology annotation, cellular component: plasma membrane. The transcript is spliced from 3 exons. Gene Ontology annotation, biological process: sensory perception of smell; detection of chemical stimulus involved in sensory perception of smell. Bases 1 to 1194 code for a protein of 397 amino acids. The record is from RefSeq and is a predicted model, not a curated record.